UUAUUCUGUUGUCCAGUAUUUGUGAUGAUGGCAUUUAAAUACGAGAGUCUUGUUUUUUUAAUCGUGCAACUUACAGAGCAGACAUUGCAAACAGCUGGAUGGUUUACGCCAUCUAGUGGGCCAUUGAUGCAUUUUUAAACAUGACUUUAAAUUUCGUCUGUUGUUAUCUUAAAGGAGUAUAUACGACGUUUAUAAAAGCCUAUUAGAGAUGGGAUGAGUCAGGAUAGGAUUCAUGUCGAAUUGUUUUAUUAGAUAUGUUUUUGAUUUCAUUCUAGUGAUUUUGAACUAUGAGCCUCGUAUGGAGUUGAGGUUCGAAUGAGUAGAAUUGCUGUAUGAUUGAUCAGUUCUGAUCACUGCACUUUAAUCACAGUUUGAUCCUGGGACCUCCCGGUCCAUUUCUUAAACACCGCCCAUGAGAUUAUCAUAUUGAAAUCUAAAAAAAUAUUUUAGGCUACAUUUAUAUCUUUCGGCGAUCUAUUAACUGGUAAAUGCUAUUUUAUAACUUAAUUGUAGUGAUUCAUUGACACCACUGUAACGUACAGAUAGCCAGAAGAGAGCGUUUGACUAGCGGGAAAAGCUUCCCUUUCUGAAUACCGUCCAGAAGCCUUGUAACGUGAGACCCCCGUCCAGUGCACGCUAGAUAUCUUUAGCUGGAGUCGGAGUCUUAAUCUUAACAAAUUCACCAUGGCAACCGACGGUGGGGAAAAACUCCGAUCUGUGGAUUUUGAGAUAUAUGGGCACGUUCAAGGUGUCUGUUUCAGAAUGUACUCCGAGGAGAAGGGGCGCAGGCUGGGCGUGUGCGGCUGGGUGAAGAACACCUCCAAGGGCACCGUGGUGGGGCAGGUGCAGGGCCCCCCCGACCUGGUAAAUGAAAUGAAGAUUUGGCUGAGUAAGGAAGGGAGUCCCGGCUGUCACAUCUCCCGAGCGGUCUUCUCCAACGAGAGGGACAUCCCCAAGCUGGAGAUCAAGGGCUUCGGCACACGCUACUAGGCUCCGCCCCAUCUCACCUGCCCAGCCCCCCACCUGCUCCUGCGACACACCACAAGGUCCCAUUGACUCUUGCCAACUGGCGACGGACCGGCUUGUCCUCACUGCCUGCCAUGCUUUCUGGAAAGGUCUGCUGCCAACCGCCACGACGCCCCCCCCCCCUCCCCCGGAAGGGAACCAGGUGUUAAAACAACACUGCUUCACCUUCCUCUGUUUAUGGGCUUGAGAAAUCCUAGAGUAGAGUUCCAGGAACAUAAAUUAAAGAUGUUUUAAUGAGACAGGUCUGAGGGUUGGUGUUUAUCACCGCUGUGCUAACGUGCUAAUGCUUCAGAUGUUUGUGGGAGUUGUUGGGGAUGAUUUAUUUUAGCCCCCGGGGAUGAUGGGAGCUCGACUGCACCAGGGGAAAUGCCAACGUUCUUCUGUCCGAGUGCUGGAUGCUUUCCUUGUGUGUCCGGGGUGUCCAUAUAAAAUCAUCCCACGAUUCCGCUUUGAAAUCCACUUCAGGUCAGCAGUCGCACUGAAAUUCUCUUUUUAAGGUGCAGUACAGGUUAUGUGUUUUAGAUAAAUAGGGUAAUAAGAGAUGAACACCCAGUUCAGUGACUUAAACACCUACCAACACAAAUGGAUCAUCUGCACACGCUCCCCCCCCCCACCCAUCUUAUUUAAAUCUAAUUUACCACCCCAAACCCAACAACUCUUACUGUUGCCCACUAAAGAUACCCUAAUUCCCACUCCAGGAUGGCAUCCCAGUCACACCACUGCCAGCCAGCAUCUCCACAGCGUCUCCUUUCAAGUCAAGUCAAGUCCAUUGGCUUUGUUGACACGCCAUACACAUACAGGUAUACAGUAGCAGGUAACAGCGUUCCCCCAGGACCUCGGUGUGAUAUAUAACAACAGCAGAAAUCUGCAUGUUUUUUUUAGUGCCUUGUAGCAGAUAAUGCAUCUGAUGUAGCUGAAGAUGGGAGAGCCCCACUGAGUUACCAGUUCAGGCAGCCAGUCCAGUUAAACCGGGAGCUCCUGUAAGCUCUUGAUGGCAUAGGUGGGCUGGGACCUCCUUUGGGUGACCCCCCCCCCACUGGGGGCCGCAGAUGUGGAUGUUCUUGCUGCACUUGAACACAACGCACCGCAAAAUUGAGUGCUUAGAGAAGAUCUUAAGCUUGGUGACCUCCGAGGACCCACUGAAAAAGCUGGAAGAACCUUCUGGAAGGAAGACAACAUCCGGCACUGACUAACUUUUGGACACUAGACAGUCAUAUCCUGUGAGAAGCUCUGGACAGAUACACAAGGACUUCAUUAUCUCCCUCCACAUUUUUUGGGAACGGAUUUCGGAUCGUCGCUGCGUUCCCCGUCUCGGGUGUGCAUUUCCCAGUCGUGUAUCUCCUCCGCUCAUUUAUGCCUCAGGCCCAGAGUGCGUGACACAGUGCAGCCGUUUAUGAGUGUGAAUCCAAUGCUGUUUGUCUAUGUUUAUUUUCCACUCGUGGUGUUUACAGUGCCGUGCAGAUGGACCCACUCAGAACUUGGAAUGCCGUGUUCCUCCAGAAUUCUCUGAUGGAAUCCACCAUUCGCUUAUUGCUUUACUAUCACAGACACCUGGACAGCUGCGUCUAGCGGCAUGCUUUUUUUGCAGGGAGUCUCUGGCAUCUCAUGGUCCCGUAACUGUUGCCGUAAACCUGUCUGUUUGAUGCGGUGAUGCCUUUUUCAACAUUUGCUCCACUCCUGUCGGUCAGAGAUCAUGUGAGUGCAAUCUUUCUUCUCUUUCCUAUGGGACAAUGGAAAGAAGAGGCCAAAGAAUGGGGGGGGCGGAUCCUCUAAGGCAGAAUCCGCCCCCAGCAUGACUUACUGUGUCUGGUUUGCUGGCCCUAGCAGCCUAAAUGGUUGCAUUAAUGUGUGCAGACAGACUCUCACAAACACACAUUUAAUGUUCAUGAAUAAAAACUAAAUGAAGCGUG
Messenger RNA from Paramormyrops kingsleyae, 2936 nucleotides. RefSeq names its product acylphosphatase-2. Gene Ontology annotation, molecular function: acylphosphatase activity. Lineage: Eukaryota; Metazoa; Chordata; Actinopteri; Osteoglossiformes; Mormyridae. The record is from RefSeq and is a predicted model, not a curated record.